AUGAACUUGCAACUUUCUUCUGUCACGAUUGGAGGUCGUACUUUGAGAAAGAGGAAGAAUCGUGAUGGCUCGCAAGACGCCCCUGCGCUGGAGAGCAGGAAACGGCAGAAAGCUUCCAAGAGAGCACCCAUCGCUCCACCACAAAACAAUCCCAACGACGACCGAGAAGAGCAAAUUGAGAUAACACAGCAUGAUCGUAACGAGAACCUUCGCAUCGGGCAUGAGAGGGCCUCCGAUGCUGAGCACACCAGUCGCGACAACGUCGGAACCCGUCUGUCAGAAGCCAUGGGCGUAAGCGCAGCUCGUCGCGCCAAAAACAUGGUAGCGCGCGAUAGCAACCACGAACCCAAUGAAAAGCAUUUAGAGCUUCAAAACCCAGGUCGCCGCAUGAUUCUCAAUGACCAGGCGGGUGCUGACCGCAUUCGUGACUCGGGCCCUGAAGCUUCUGGUGCUGGUAACAAUGAUCCAGCCACUGACACGAGCCAAGCCUUGCCCGAACUGCUUCAGAAACUCCGAGAGAUCGAAAGCAUGAACUUCGGACAGACGUGCAACUUCUUCACGGAAUGGACCACUAGCCACUCUGGCCGUGACUUUAAAGAAUGGCUUGAUUUCUACCAGACGGUCGUCAAGCCCACUUUCUAUCGCGACAAGGAAUGGGAAGAAUACAUUGAUGCGAACAGAGUGGAAGAAGGUAUCACUAUUGGAGAGGCACGCUUGCGAGAAUCAAGGUCUGUCAUGCUCAAGCUUGUUGGAGAGGGAACACUGGAGACCGGAAGACCUCCGCGAGAGUUUCUGGAAGUGCAGUCUUGGGAAGAUGCCAUUAGAGACUCGUCGAACAAAAAGGAAACAAUUGUGCUUAGAGACCGGAUGCUGCAAGAUCUCAUGGCAGACCGGAUUCACCAGCCACAAGAUUUCGAUACAUACCUGCGGCAAGCAAGUUGGCAGAUGGCUAGCCGUGAUGCGAAGAACAAUCAGCAGGCGACCCGCAUAGAAGAACAACGACAGAACAUGAUCGAUGGAGUUGUACAAGCAGGAGAAAUGCCCUGUAGUUUUGAGGAUUGGUUCAAGGCAUCUGAAUGGAGCGAGUAUGCCGAAAGGUUCCCUGGAGAGAGAGUUGAGAUCCGCCGGAUGGAAGAGCAGAUGAUGGAGAACGUUCUCCAUGAAGGGACUGCCCCCUACGGCGCCGCGUGGCUGUUUCGUGCACCAGAAUGGAAUCGAUAUAUCGAGGAAGCGGAAGCUAAUCAAGGAGAGAAACGCUCCUGGCUGUGGGAAAAGAGUCGCGCUUGCGUUUAUGAUGAUCGGGAGCGCAGAUGCAUGGCACCCGCGCGAGCACGCUGGGCUGCAGGCUGGAAUUUACUGUGUUCGAGGCUUGAGAGCAACCUCAACGCUGAUGUCUCGCAGAUUGGGAAGGAACGCUCGAUAGUUGACAAGUACUCCAACUUCGAGCCGGAGGAGCUAAUAAUGCCACCGAGUCUGAACGGUGAGACGAUCGCUAUCCAUGCGCUCAAUCUCGUGAAGAAGACCGUCAAAUUGGAAAAGGCCAAGUUCGACAUAGCAGAAUGA
Molecule: messenger RNA, 1563 nt
Organism: Cercospora beticola
Lineage: Eukaryota; Fungi; Ascomycota; Dothideomycetes; Mycosphaerellales; Mycosphaerellaceae
Source: RefSeq, a predicted model, not a curated record